This is a messenger RNA of Sphaeramia orbicularis (orbiculate cardinalfish), 8283 nucleotides long. RefSeq names its product cholinergic receptor, muscarinic 2a (gene chrm2a). Gene Ontology annotation, cellular component: plasma membrane; dendrite; synapse. Gene Ontology annotation, molecular function: G protein-coupled acetylcholine receptor activity; G protein-coupled serotonin receptor activity. NCBI's taxonomy places the organism in Eukaryota, Metazoa, Chordata, Actinopteri, Kurtiformes, Apogonidae. Gene Ontology annotation, biological process: chemical synaptic transmission; regulation of smooth muscle contraction; adenylate cyclase-inhibiting G protein-coupled acetylcholine receptor signaling pathway. Bases 312 to 1829 code for a protein of 505 amino acids. The record is from RefSeq and is a predicted model, not a curated record. The transcript is spliced from 3 exons.
CCUAUGAAGCCGAGGCGCUUUUCGUCUCCAAAGCUUGUCUCCAGAAUCAUGUCCUCAGACAUGCAGCCGCGGUGCGAUGAAGCGGACCGAAAAACGCCACCACCAUGACAGCAUGAGAACAGUGGCCAUGGCUAUUAACCAUGAAGCUGGAGCCAGACACUCUCAUGAUCCUUCUGUCCAACAAGGCCUCUCUGGUGCUACAUUAAACAAAGACUGUCUGACUAUGCCAUCCCUGUGCAAGAGCGCUUAAAGGACUGCUUAACAUCCUCUGUUCCAUCUGAGUAGGAGGUGGCAACAAAAGACCAAAUGCCAUGGAUGUAUUCAAUUUCACCUACUGGAAUGCCUCUGAAGGCAAUGACACAGAAGUUGUGGAAGAGAGUGAAAGCGCCUACAAGACUGUGGAGGUGGUGUUCAUUGUGUUGGUGGCCGGUUCCCUCAGCUUGGUUACAGUUAUUGGAAAUAUCCUGGUCAUGCUUUCCAUCAAAGUUAACAGGAACUUGCAGACUGUCAAUAACUAUUUUUUAUUCAGUCUUGCAUGUGCUGACCUCAUUAUUGGACUGUGCUCCAUGAACUUGUACACAGUCUACAUAGUGAUAGGAUAUUGGCCACUGGGGCCGGUGGUGUGUGACCUGUGGUUAGCCUUGGACUAUGUUGUCAGCAAUGCGUCUGUCAUGAAUCUUCUCAUUAUAAGCUUUGAUAGAUAUUUCUGCGUCACCAAGCCCCUCAGCUAUCCUGUGAAAAGGACCACCAAGAUGGCUGGGAUGAUGAUUGCUGCAGCCUGGGUCCUCUCUUUCAUCCUGUGGGCACCUGCCAUUCUCUUCUGGCAGUUUAUUGUUGGUGGGCGGACAGUUCCUGAGAAGGAGUGCUACAUCCAGUUCUUCUCCAAUGCUGCUGUUACGUUUGGAACAGCCAUUGCCGCCUUUUACCUUCCUGUCAUCAUCAUGAUUCAGCUUUACUGGCAGAUCUCCAGGGCCAGCAAGAGCCGUGUAAAGAAGGAUAACCGCAAGCCGUCAGGGCCGAACCCAGAGCCCCUGUCACCUGGCCAGAGAAGAAACAAUGCACCAAAACCUAACAAUAAUAACGUACCAGGUGAAGACACGGGACAUUGUCAGAGUCAGAAUGCUGAUGAGGGUGCUAACCAGCAUGAUGGAAAACUGCAAAAUGGCAAAGGACCUUCUACCACAGCUACUACUGCUGAGGGAGAAACAGCUGAGAGUGACGAUGCAGCAAGGGAGAACUGCACUCCCGGAGAAGAGAAAGAGAGCUCCAAUGACUCUACAUCUGGUAGCGUGGCUCCAUCUAACCAGAAGGAAGAGGAGGUGGCACCGUCCGGAGCUAACUCCACAGCCGAGACAAGUCAGCCACUGCCACGUCAGCGAGCCAAGGCAGGUGGCUCUAAGCUGACAUGCAUCAAGAUCAAGACUAAAUCACCUAAGGGUGACUGCUACACACCAUCCAAUGCCACUGUUGAGAUCGUCCCAGCCACAGAGCGACAGAACCACGUGGCACGCAAGAUUGUGAAGAUGACUAAGCAACCUCCAAACAAAAAGAAGAAAGCGGCGCCAUCACGAGAGAAAAAAGUGACCCGCACAAUCAUGGCCAUCCUGGUAGCUUUUGUAGCCACCUGGACUCCUUAUAAUGUGAUGGUGCUCAUUAACACCUUCUGCUCCAGCUGCAUCCCCAACACAGUGUGGACUAUUGGCUACUGGCUGUGCUACAUCAACAGCACCAUCAACCCAGCAUGCUACGCUCUGUGCAAUGUCACAUUUAAAAAGACAUUCAAACAUCUUCUCCUCUGCCAAUAUAAAAAUAUUAGGUCAGGCAGAUAAAUAUGGGCCACUUGGGAGGAAGAUUUUCAGUAUGUGUAUGUGUGCCAUCCAUGUAAACAUGUGUAUGUGUGUCUAUGAAAGAUGUCUGUGAGCAUGAUAUAGAGUGCAAGAGUACAUCUGAAAUUACUUUCCAUCAUUUUAUCAUUAGUUUUCCAAUUUCUUUCUCAAUAACCGGUUGUAGCACUUUACACAUAUUCAACUGAUGCCAGUUACAUUGAGAUGUGUCGUGCAGAGGCAGCGCAGAUAAGGAGGGUUGUGAAAAAUUCAGUGUUAUUCAGAGUUGUAGGCUCCAAAAAUGAGGGUGUGUAAAGCAGAGGGCACUUGGGAGUGACACUGAGCUGAUGAAAAAAAAAAGAAAAAAGAUAAAGAGCAGAGGAAGAUCUACGCUGUACGAAAAAACACAAGAAAAUUUCAAAAUGGGAAAAUAGGGCUGACUGAAUUAACAAACAGAAGUUUGAAGUUCAGUGAAGAUACCUGUAGAUAACUGUACAUAUCAGUGUGUACUCAGUAUUUGUGUAAGUGUGCAUGUGGGUGUGUGCAGGUUUGGAGUUUGUGUAUACACCCAUGUGUGCCUCUGCCUGCCUUCUUUUUGUCUGUCUGUGAUCCUCCUCAUAGCACUUCAAACCAGCAACAUGUAGAAUAAAUUGGGGCAGUUUGUGCAUAUUGCCUUGGACAUGGUGAGAUCGGAAUUGGACACUGCCCUUAUGUGAGUAUGACUUGUCAGCAAUACAUCUCUGAACUCUGAAAUAAUUUAGAUCUGAAAGUGUUGGUUCACCCAAACUACACACGCAAAAAAUCAUGUACCCCAAAUGAUGCUUAGCCAUGCAGAUUGUUGAUUGUUGGAUGGUUUUAUUUGACCCAUUUUAAACAGCUGUUUUUUUUCCAGUCCAUUGGACAUAAAUAUUUUUUUGCUCCUAGCUCUGAAAACUCAGCACAAACAUGUGUUUUCAGAAACAAUGUCCUGGUGACACAGUAUAAAAAAAACUACUUUUUUGUGUUUUAUUUAUUUUAUGUAUUGGAAGGCAUUUAUUUACUGUAUUUUGUCUCAUUCAACUAAUUCAAUCUAAAGUCUAACCUUAAAACUUAAUUCAAGCAGUGUUUUUUUUUUUCUUUUUCCAUACAAAUCUUACCCACAUCAAACUCACUGUAAUGCAACCUGUCAUCUGUCCCUGGAGAAACACGUACACAUAUUUAGUAUGAGAUUGUUCUGUUGCCAAACACUCAUAUGUCAUCGCAUCAACUUUUACAACUCCUGUCACCUAUCUAUGUUAAUUUUAUAGUCACUAUUAAGAUAUUUAUGUUUGAUUUAUAUUUGCUGUCAGAUUCUUCACUGCUAGAAGCCCUCCUACUCAGUGUGAAACAGGUGGUUGGAGCUCAGAGCUGUGGCUUAUUACUGACUGUGGGAAGGCAUUGUUUGUUUUCUCUUUUUCUGUGUGUGUAUGUGUGUGGGGUGUGAGUGGGAGACAUCAUUUAAUCCUGCUGAUUAGUGUAGUGAUGUCACAGUAUUGUGUUAUUGUGUAAAGUCUGUGUGUGUGUGUUUCAGUACUCCAAGAGUGGAGUUUACUUCUGAUCACAGGUCAAAGCCUUGUGAUUUAAAUAAGGGCUAUUUCUGCAUCUUUACAUGUAUUGUGUCUCAUUUUAAAAGUGUUGAAAGUGUCAGUUCAUUAAGCUCAUGUACGUCUUCAUAUUAGAGCUAAAAACAAACAAAAAAAAAACAACAACACAUACACAAAAAAAAUACAUUUGUCCAAGGUAAUUAAUAAAGGUAGUAGGAAAUAUUACUGAUAGACUUCUUCCAUACAUCCACACACGUCAUCCAUCAUGUCAACCUACAAGAGAAGUCUCCAUUACAAUAACGAAUGCUCACCAGUGUGAGUGAUGAAUAUGCAGUAGCAUUUGCCAUCAGGAGGUUGCCACAGUGGCUGGCAGGGGGCUUUACAAAGAAUUACGCCUGCACCGAGUAGCUCCUCAAGGAUGUCUACUUAAAGAGAGAUCUGGGACAGAUCCUAUAAUGAAAACUCACCAUGAGGCUGAUCAGAUUAUAGGACGAUGUGGAACACCUACAUUUGAGAUUAAAGAUUGCCCAUUACACGCUCAGCUUGUGCUUGCAUGCUAUGCGCCUAUGCCCCACUUAGUGCUCCACUCAGUCCUGAUCCUGUUAUAGUCUCGCCUCCUUUUUGAGGUCAUGAAUGUAAUGUAAAUAUCACAUAUACAUUCAUUAACUUGCUGUAUUAUUAAUUUUUGUUGUAGCACUUCAUGAAUUUCUUCCUACAGAGACAUAAUACAGAACGACAGACAAAAUUCUAUUAAUUUUGCAUAUCUAGCUCAUGGACAUUUUUAUUCUUACUAUCUUGUGACAACUUUAAAUUUGUGCUACAUUACAGAAGUGUACAGAAAAGUGCACUAGAUUCUCGUAUCAGUCCAUUUUUUUUCUUAGGCAAAAGUACCAUAACAGUAUUAAAGUGCAAGUAAAUCUCUGUCAAUGUAAAAUUUCAGUCUAUUUACUUAUGUUCUAUCAGUUUUACAUUUCUAAGACCAACAUUUCAAAACCUCAGAAUGUGUCUUAAAAGGUAGAAAUAUAUUCUCUCCAUACAACAAUGAAAACUUAUAAUGUGACUUAAAAUCAUUCCUCACAAUUAUUCUUUUACAAGCAGCACCAAACCACCUGGAAGCCAGAGAAUAUUUUGCAUGUCGAUUAUUGUAUAUAUCCUGUGAAAAUCUUAUUUUGUGUUAUAUACCGGGGUGUGGGCUAAGACAUGACAAGAUGUGACAACAGACUAAAUCAGGUUAGAGUUUGUUCUUCUAAAUUGUGCAAAUUCUAUCAUAUAAAGGAAUAGAUGUAGUCUUUACAAUACAAAUAAAAUCGUAGAAAAGGUACAUGAAUGAGAAUAUGUAUUAGGCAGACUGGAUAAAUAUAUAGAAUAUAGCUAAUAUGCAAUGAAGCAUUUACAAUCAACAUCAUUAUGACUAAUACAGUAUAUUAACAGUAUAUAAACAGUGCAUCAUAUUAUGGGUGGAUCAUAUUUUGUAUUGCAAACACUAUGAAUUAUAUGGUUAGAAGGUAGUUUUAAAUGGAGUCUGAUUAAAGUAUCCUCAAACUUAACUGAAGUACUUCUGAUCAACAGUCAUGGAUGAUCCAUGUUUAUCUAUUCCAGGCAUUCCAACAGGAAUUUAGGCAUCCAUCCAGGUUGAACAUGCAACCAUCCGUCAUGGUGAUAAGUGGAACCAUGUCUGUCUGACAUUUGUCACACAUCUCAGUAGUGGGUAAAGAGCCUUCCAGAAUAUCUUAUUAAUCUUUGCUAAGCUGCCAUUUGAGUGAUACCAGCAGGAGAGUAAGUGGCUCACAACUCAAGCAGUGGUCCAGGGGUCCCAGCUUGAGCUGUUGCUUGGGUGUUUGAUGGAAGGUGAUGGUAGUUUAUCACCUCCCAGAGCAGAAAAGGGCAAGAAGCAGCUAACAAACUAAAGUGCUCACUGUAAUCAUGUCUGCACUGUGCACUUUUACCAUCAGGAGCAAAGUACAUGUAACCUUUUUCACUCCCUGAGUUCCUGUUGUGGAACAGAUGAGAACAAAAAUGUGUUCUCAGGUUCAUCAGCCUGGAAUGUAAAGGGGGAAAACAAAGGCCCAUGACAAAACACACAGUUCAGUGACAGUGAAAGAGAAGAAAGUCAGCUGAUCGCCUUAAUGGUAAACCUUUGUAGGUAUGAAACACUACACAGGUUGACUUUGUUAUCAUGGCUACUGAGGUGAUCGAGGAAGAGAGAAAAGGAGGGGUGGGGUUGGGAGGUGGUGGGGUUGGGAGGUUGUCACUGACAAAAUCCAAAGCUAGAGGAUCAGACUGCAUGUGGACCAUGUUUGGAGAAGUCACAGUUGUUCAACGCAGGUCAGCCAAGGGUUCUGCUGCAGGAAUUUGAGUGUCCCAGAUGAAACUUGCAGUCUGGUGUAAACACAGUGUGAUACAAUACUGUUUACCAUCCCUCCUGUGAUUUUAUUGCGUCUCAUUCCCAUGCUGUGCAAACAUAAUCUUGCUUUGUGACCCAUGUGGUUAUUAUGAUCACAGCCGUCUCUUUUUACGAGUCCAUUCACAUACAUAUUGUGCACACGUCAACGAUGCAUAUUCUGAUGUUCAUCUGUCUAAUAUUGGCAGAGUAAACAUUGUCACUAUUGUAAUCAACAGAUCAUAAUGUGCCGUCAGAGCUAACUGGGCUCCUCUUCAUACGGCUAAUGUCAAAGGGCUAUACUCCUUUUACGGAGAAGAAAUGACAUAUAAGGUUAUUAGAGAUGACUUCAAAUGAAAGGUUUCUUUGUCUUGACUUGUGAAGUCAAGGUUGGGAAUAAUUUCAGCAAUUGUUAAGUUGCAGCAGCCAUACAGAAGUGAAAAUGCAGCAGCUUGUACAUGCUGUCCGCAUUUUAUGAGAUGAAAAAUAUAUAUCGCCAGAUUGUACAGAGCAAUUUGAAGUGCCUUAGCCAGAGUGACAUAAACAAAUUGCUCUUUUAUCUUAAAAUCCCUUUUGUAUCUUUGGUGUGUUUGUGCUGAAAGUUAUAGAUCUCACUGCAGUUUGAUCCCCAGCUUUCCCAAUUUAUCUUUAGUUUUUAUAUGUGUGUGCACGUGUAUGUGUGUGAAUCACAGAUACUGUGUUUCUCAGCUCUGAGCUCCCAUUACUGUAAUUUCCAUCUUAUCAGUCAUUUCCAGAUUUUGGAGGCAAUAAAAGAUUGUAGUUUGAACAAUCUAAAACUAUCAUCUCUAUGUCUCUCAAUUAAUCUAUCAAAACACAUUCACCAUACAGUUACUGCUACAAAACAUUUCAAUAUUGUCCUGGAGGCACAGCAGGCUGUUUUGGUUGAUUUUUCCAUAUUUUAGGUGUGUGUUGGAUGUGUGUGUGUGUGUAUGUGUGUGUGUGUGUGUGUGUGUGUGUGUGUGUGUGUGUGUGUGUGUGUGUGUGUGUGUGUGUGUGUGUGUGUGUGCAUUCAUAAUUGUCAUAUUGGAAAUUGCGCUUCAUCCGUGAAAACUCUGUAUGUCAUGAUAUCAGGAUCAGUGCUGUCAUUUGUAUGAGUGUGUAUGUGCAUGCAACUUGUUGUGUGGUGUUCUGUUCUUUGUUUUCAAGGCAUCCUCAGCAUGAAGACUUCAGAUUGGACACAACAUCAUGGCAUACAUCAGGGAAGAUGCACACAGUGUGAUUGUCUAUUUCUCUGUGAUCACUCCUUCCUCUUCAAACACUCUUUCAAUAGCAACAGGCUUCCAAAGACUCACUCGGACACAGCUUUGUGUGAUACUCGAAUACAUAUAAAUACAUUAUAUUGUACAUUUUCUAUCACAUUUUAUAAACCUGUUUGCUUUAUCAUUGUACAAAGUACAGAUGUAGUAUUAUAAAUUAGAAUAUAUUCAGUGUACAGCUAAAGAUUUUUUCUUUCUUUGAUCUGAAAUGUAAAAAAAAAAAGGGUUUAUUGAGAAUAUAUAGAUAUGGAUAUAAUGAAAGUGUCAAUGAGAAAAUAAUUGUAAAAGUAGGAGGUAUAAAUAUGUAUGUGCAUUUCUGCAUGCAUGAUCUGCUAAGAAAUGGAUUCAUGCCUUGCAAAAUGAGCGACUGGAUCCAAACUUUUAAUCUUUAAUGGAACGUUCCAGGGGAUUUGAAGAGGGACUUUUUCAGCCAGAAAGGAAAAUGAGCAAACCUGGAAACCUGGAGGAGGACAAAGGCUAAAACUAGUUUCAGUGUGACCCAAAGGCCCAGAGGCAGGGCCUUCAUUUUGCUUUCACCUGUAACUUUAUGAGGUUUCACACUCACCUUGGGAAGACGCUUGGUUGCCUGUUACCUUACCAGGCACACUUCAUAACUUUUGCAAUUUUAACAUCCUGGAGAAAAGGUGUAUUUUUUGUGGUGCAGCCAAAAUGUUGAAGUUCUUUGACCCAAACUGAACUUCAUUAUGGGCAAUUUAUGACAAAAACAACAAAUAAAAAUAAAUAAUUAAAUAAAAUCCGUAGCCUGCUACAGUUGUUAAUGUACAUAAAAUUGUUCAUUUUUCAUUUGCUUACGUAUGUAGAUGUUCAUUGUGUAUUCACUCACUGUGGCUUGUGGCUUCUCUUGCAAUAGGAAAAAUGAAUUUAACAAGUCUAUUGUUUGCAUUGUAUAUAACUAUAUGAUAUCCAUUAUAUGUGAUUCGGAUGCGAACCCUUUGAACUGUACAUACACGUGUUUAAUAGCUACUAUCUGAAUGUUUUCCCCUGAAGAUCCCUCAUUUAUUCUCUUCCCCUCUUCCCCCCAUGACUCUUCCUGUACAGUAACAAUGGUAUUGAUUUCCUUUAUGAUGCAUUCUUGAUUGAUUAUUUGUUCUGGACAAAGAAUCUGAGUGUUACUAUCACUGACCACCUAUGACACCGUAAAAUGAACUGCAUCAAGUGGUUACAUUGUGCCAUAAUCUCUCCGAAUGAAAUUCAAAUAAAAAUAUAUGAAAUGUGUUUGA